AUGCGCAGAUCGAUGCUCACAGUGCGAACAGAUCUGAGCGAAUUGUCAUUAGGAACGACUAUGAAGACUACAUUCCCGAAUCCAGAUGACAUCCUCAAUUUCACUCUGACAAUUGAGCCGGACGAGGGCAUGUACAAAGGAGGCAGCUUUGUAUUCAGUUUUGCCAUCAAUCAGAACUUCCCACACGAUCCGCCCAAGGUCAAGUGCACACAGAAAAUCUAUCAUCCCAACAUUGACCUGGAGGGCAAUGUCUGCUUAAAUAUUCUCCGGGAGGACUGGAAGCCUGUGUUGAACUUGAAUGCAGUGAUUGUGGGUAUGCAAUUCCUGUUCCUCGAACCGAAUGCAUCCGACCCUCUCAACAAAGAGGCCGCCGAAGACCUCCGAACGAACCGAGAAGGCUUCAGAAGGAAUGCUAGAACCGCGAUGGGAGGCGGUGCAGUUCGAGGACAGAGUUAUGAUCGUGUUCUACGGUGA
Molecule: messenger RNA, 474 nt
Organism: Exophiala aquamarina CBS 119918
Lineage: Eukaryota; Fungi; Ascomycota; Eurotiomycetes; Chaetothyriales; Herpotrichiellaceae
Product: NEDD8-conjugating enzyme UBC12
Exons: 2
Coding region: 1-474 (157 amino acids)
Source: RefSeq, a predicted model, not a curated record